GGCGCUAAUGAACUGUAGCAUCUCUUCAGUGAAAGUAAAAAAGUACGGGUCUACGGUUUAACAAUAACAAAAGGCUGGAAAAGUUUCUAUGCUGUCCUUCGAGUCUCUUUCCAAGUAAAACGCUAUCGAUUAACACAGCAGCUGCUCAAGUUUUUUGGAUCAUUGUUGGUUCAAAAAUAGUUAGCACGAAGGCUAACCAAAAAGCUACGACUACGUGAGUCGUUUGUAGAUAGCCUAUCAACUAACUGCUGAAUGUGAAAUGCAAACAUAUCUUUCCCUUUAUUGGCAUGCAUUAAAUUUUUAGUGUGAUAACGAGUAAGUUAAUGGGCUACGUUAGUAAUUAAGUUCAUAACUAAAACACUGGCAUCUACUUUCUAAAAAUAGAUUGCGUUAUGUAUGGCUGCGCACCAUUUUUUAGGGUUUGUUCAUCUACUGAAAAAGGGACUGUAUAAGAAUCAAGUCUGUGCAAAAAACAGCACCUUAUUUUUGGCGUCAGCUCAAGUUGUCCUAAUGACUGCACUGACAGACUUAGAACCUUUAGCAAAACGACUAAAGGUGGAAACAAGUGCUCCAUUGUCUUCUUCAUCUUCUCGUGGAGGCUCACUUUCGAGUAGUCAGAGCGUCGGUGCUGCGACUUCAGAUCAAGAAAGAAUGGAAAAUAAAACCGAGACAAAGGUGGUAAUAAGGCCAAAAACAAGUGGAGCAGGUGACUUACGAGGUGUCAAAAUGAAAGGUCGCCUUCAAAGAAUUGGUCCCAGACAGCAACAAAAGUUCAGAAAUACUCUUGAAAGAUGGUUGAUCAAGCCAAUGGAAACCUCGAGUACAGGAGAUGUGUGCCAAACCCAAAAUGAUGAAGAAAUGAUGGAUGAUGAUGGUUUUCAAAGCAUCUCAGCUCAGUCUUUAGAGUCCAAAGAAGCUGAAAUACUUUUUGUCACUGACACAGAUGAAGAAACCCAGCCAUUAACUCCAACAGACUUAGAUCAAGAUCCUCCUGUAUCACCAGCUGCCAAAGAUUCUGCAGGGAGUGAUUUUACACCAACAUUGCUUCAAAGUGAUGAUGAUUUAGAAACAACAAAAACGGACACAUGCCCAGCAACCUCCGAUGGUUCAGUCAAACUCAAUUCUAAAAUUACAGACUUCUUUUCGGGGGUGUCAUCACCAGGUUUUCCUGGGAAACGACGCAGGUCAGAAAAGUCUCCAGAGAAACAAGAUACAGAAAAGGAAACUAACCCUUCUGAAGUCAGUUGGCUCGGGACACCAAUAAGUGAGCUAAAGAGGAUGCCAGAAUGUGGUGAACCACUUCCUCCACUGAAGGAUGUUCCUGGCCAUCACACCGUGAUGAUUAGGACAGAUCUUCUUGAAAAGGAUAAAGUUCCUGUUCCAUAUCCCACUAGAUUUCAGGAUGCCUGGGAUGAUGUACAUGUCAAGAUGCCUUGUUCCAGCAGGAACUUAUUUCCUAUAGAAGAUGAGGAAACACAAGAACUGCAGAAUAAAAGUCGGUGGGAGCUGAUCAAGGAAACUUUAAACAAGACAUUUACAAAUCCACAUGAGCUGAAGAAUGCAAUGUUGAAGUACAGUGCAUCACAUGCCAAGAAAUGGGAUUUCACAGCGCUUCAUUUGUAUUGCACAAAGGUCCUGGAGCCUGAUGCUGCUGAACAUCUGUUUGAGUCCCUGCUGCCAGACAUGGUGCAAUUAGCGCUGAGAGCAUCUGAGCUCUGUACCAAGCCAAUACCCCUCCUCAAGGCAGACAUGAACCACUCCAUCACCAUGUCUCAGGAGCAGGUGGCAUGUCUGCUCGCCAACGCCUUCUUCUGCACCUUCCCCCGACGGAACUCUAGAAAGACCGAGUACUCCAACUACCCAGACAUUAACUUUUUCAGGCUUUUUGAGGGGUCCUCUGCAAAGAAGACUGAAAAGCUGAAAACCCUUAUGUGCUAUUUUAAAAGUGUUACUGAGAAAAUGCCUGCAGGUCUUGUAACAUUCACCCGAAAAAGUCUGGAUAAACCACCAAAUUGGAAAAGCUCACAGACUCCACUCACAAAGCUCCACAUUACCUGUGAAGGAACCAUUGAAGAUGAUGGUUAUGGAAUGCUUCAGGUGGAUUUUGCAAAUCGGUUUGUGGGAGGAGGUGUCACCGGGUCUGGUCUGGUUCAAGAGGAAAUACGUUUCCUUAUUAACCCCGAGCUAAUUGUUUCCCGUCUCUUCACUGAAGCACUGGAUCAUAAUGAAUGUCUGAUUAUCACAGGAACACAGCAGUACAGUAAAUACACAGGAUAUGCACAGACCUACCAGUGGGGUGGCAGUCAUUUGGACACAACUCCAAGUGAUGGCUGGCAGAGAAGAUGCACUGCAAUUGUGGCCAUCGAUGCGCUGCAGUUCAGGAACUUUCUUGAACAGUUUCACCCAGAUCGACUCAACCGAGAACUUAACAAGGCUUACUGUGGCUUUGCACGCCCUGAAGAAAAAAGUCAGAACCUUGCAGCAGUUGCGACAGGAAACUGGGGCUGUGGGGUUUUCGGAGGUGACAAACGUCUGAAAGCUCUGCUCCAGAUGCUGGCAGCUGCUGAGGCGGGCCGAGAUGUAGCCUACUUCACCUUUGGUGACAGCCAGCUCAUGACAGAUGUCCACAACAUGCACUCUUUCCUCAUUCAGAAAAACAUCAGUGUUGGAAAGGUGUAUGAUCUCUUGGGGCAGUAUUACAGCUCAGAGUGCAAGAACUGCCUUGGUCGACGCCCUGACGUCAGCCUCUAUUCCUUCAUCUACCAGCAGGUCAACUCCUCCCUGGCGCCUCAUGACUCCAACAUGGGUUCAGCCAGACAACACGCACCCACUGACUGCCAUUAAGGUUAGGUGGCUGAUGAGUCACCGUGACUUGCCUUCAAAAAAUGAACAUUAAAUGAAUUAAAUAUUUUCAGUUCCUUUUCUUUUGCUUUUUUAACAAAAUCUAUUUUCUUUUGUUCAUAUGAUGGUGGAUGUACCAGAUGUGGUUUUAACCACAGGCUGAUAAAAAUGAUAAUGAAGGUCUAGCAUGCUUACCCUUUAAAAAAGGCAGGGGGUGGUUAGUUAUGGCCGUGUCUGGCACUGUACUCCACGAUGUGUUCAUUUGGCUGUAGCUGGUAAUACUGCAGUAGAUUGAGCUUCAGUGUGACGCGAUUGUGAUUUUAAUGGUGAAGCAAAGGUUGCCAUCCAUCUUCUCAGUUUGUCAUGUUGCCUAUUUUUUACACCAACACAUAUCCAGCCUAAUUGAAUUGGCUGUCAGAAAUCAAGUUAGAGGAAAAGAGUAAUAAGAAUUGUGUGUUGGAAAGCUUGGAGCGGUCCCAGAAAAGUGGUUUGAUUUAAAGAGCAGCCUAUUUCUCAGCAAUAAUCGCUUAACUUCUGUGUUUAUUUAUUUGCAGUCAUUGAAAAUGGAUCCAUUCAGAUUACAUUGUUGUGGGUAUUUCUCUGUUUGUGAUUGCAAUUAAGAUAUUAAAAAAUUAUUGUUUGCGUCUUCCAUUAAUUUCAAUGUAAAACUGUUUUCUUUGCCUUUUUAAUUUUUAUACAACAUCACUAGAACUAAAAAUCUGAAAUAUUCUUGCCAAAUUUUGUUUUUCAAAGAAUUAAAAAACGUUACAUUAAAAAUCAACAGCACAAUUUAAAUUGAGCCACAAAUCUCAUCUCUGACUUGAUGAAUGAUGGCUCCUUGUCCCACAGAUGUUAUAGCAAAAUGACUUUCUACACAGCCUUACCAUUUAUCUGUCCCCAACUAUUGCUUCAUCCUUUCCUUCACAGUUUAAUAAGGUCACACCUUUUAUAUAAACUGCACAUGACACCUCAUUAAGUGAAGAGUAGAUCAUAGAGCAUCCAGUCAGAUCUGGGAGUCAGGUAUUGGGACUCUGUGUGAUUCGUCUGCCUGUUAUACAAAAUGCAGCUGGCUGACCAAAGUUUCAGCAGGUAGAUUUGACACAAUUUGUUUAGCUUUCAUGCAUUUCCAUUUGGGUCAUUAUUACAAUUAUGUAUUUAAACCAAUUUGUGUUAAAUAAAAGCCGAUUAACACCAUUAGCAGUCUGACAUCGAUACAGUUUUAUCCUUUAAUGGCAGCUAAAGCACGAGCUCAAGCUGUAUUUGUGUACUUCAAUGAAAUAGUUGGCGUUUUGUUUCACAUUUGACCAUCAUUUAUUCAAACGCAUAAGUUGUUAUCUUUCAAUUAAUAGAUUGGCCAGUCCACAGAGGUCUAUAUACACUAUUAUGCAAAAAUCUUGAGCUACCUCUCAUUUCUUUAUUUUGCUAGGAAAAAUUUAAAUACGGUCAGCAAUCUAUUGUGUAUAAGAAUUUCUUUUAUUUAUGUAUUUAUGAAAACGACUGCCUUUAAGUGGGAGAAUUGAGAAAGUCUGAAGCACGACGACAAAAUGAGUGAAACUAAUAGAUUAUUGAGUUUCUUGUUUCUGUUGUGUGGGGGAGGUUUUACCAUGGCACACACCUGGUUACAUGGGAAGGAACUUAGUAUCUAAUAGGACACUGGGGUUGUGUGAUGUGUGUGUGUGUGGCUGAUGGAUGAAUGUUUUGGGGAUUUAUUUUUUAGUUUAACAGUGCACUAAGAUUUUUUGUUUGGUAAUCUCUCUCA
Pelmatolapia mariae (spotted tilapia) is the source of this 4600-nucleotide messenger RNA. Its product is annotated as poly(ADP-ribose) glycohydrolase-like. Lineage: Eukaryota; Metazoa; Chordata; Actinopteri; Cichliformes; Cichlidae. Gene Ontology annotation, cellular component: nucleus; cytoplasm. Gene Ontology annotation, biological process: regulation of DNA repair; ATP generation from poly-ADP-D-ribose; nucleotide-sugar metabolic process. Gene Ontology annotation, molecular function: poly(ADP-ribose) glycohydrolase activity. The coding region runs from base 397 to 2844 and encodes 815 amino acids. The transcript is spliced from 17 exons. The record is from RefSeq and is a predicted model, not a curated record.